This is a messenger RNA of Aspergillus calidoustus, 537 nucleotides long. The record is from the annotation of a GenBank genome assembly. Lineage: Eukaryota; Fungi; Ascomycota; Eurotiomycetes; Eurotiales; Aspergillaceae.
AUGCCCAAGUCACUGCAGAAGGUGCAAAAGCACAUCUCCAAGAAGCGGGGGGCCGUCGAUGCUCUCCACGAGAACAGCAGGGACGCAAAGUUGCUGCGGAGGGCUGGUAUUAGAGAUGAUCGGGUCGCUCGUAUUUCCGCCACCAUGGCAAGGGGAAGACAGUCGCACGUGGACCGCAUCAGGUACUUUAGAGAAUCAAUCUCGGAGGAGACGGUAUCGUUCUCUGAUAAUGACAUGGCGGAUCUAGUGACAAGGUUUAUUAAUCGCAGCGUUCCCGAGAUUGAACAACUUCAGAGUGAGAGGAGGAAAGGUCGACCGCCCAGCAAGAGGGAAGAGGCGCUUCUCCAACGGACAGAUGCCGAAAAUAAAGAAUUCAAGACAGGCUUUUGGAUGCCUGAUCUGAGCCAGGAGGAUGUGGUCAAGGCCUUGUCCAAGUGGAAUGAAAAUUGGUCCGGUCUUAGCUCCAUGAAGUUCAUCCGCCUUACAAAAGAUGGCGGAAAACAAGCAUCAAGCUUUCCACCGAAGGGACUGUCAUGA